AAAACGAAAAAGACUCGACUUUUCAAUGGAGACCCCUUCAUCUACCAGACGAGUUUCUAGGUCCCAGACUUUGGCUUCUUUGAACAACAGCAAUAUCACUUUUUCCAAAGGAAACAAGGAAGAAUCUGACAAGACUGUGUCGAAAACAAAAACAACAAAUGGGAAACAGCAAAACGAAAGGGCUGCUCUUAUCGAUAUAACGAACGAUUCGCCAAUAGUUGGGCUUGCAAUGGAAACGCCGUCGUCUGCUGUAGGAAAGCAGCGGGGUAGUAGAGCCAAGAGCAUGAUGAUGACUCCUGGUUCAGGCGAAGCUUUGUUAAGAUGUCAAGUCAAGACUCUCUUGCAAAAAGUAGAAGAAGAAGCUGGAUGUGUGAAUUCCCCAAUGAGGAUUUUGGCUCCUACUCCUGCAAAUACACCACAGCUCUCAAAUCUUUGUGAGGAUGGGUUGGGUUCAAUAGUGAUAGCUCUUCCUGUAGUUGAAGAACAAUGGAGAACAAUGGAGAAAUUACAGGAAGCGAGUCUCGAAUCACAGAAAAGUGUGAUAACUAGGUCUUUGCUGCUUGAUUUUUCUGAGGAUUCAUCAGAAUCCUAUUCUGAGGAUCAAGGAAAAAGUAGUGCAUGCAAGGAGAAGGCAUCAACUGAUAAUAAUGGCAGCAUCGAUGAUGAAGAUGAAGUUGAUGACUACUUUGAAGAAGAAGAAGUGGGCGUCGAUUAUGAUGGAGGAGACAUAGACGAGCUUUGUGAAAGUUUAGGCAAAAUAAGAAUGGAAGAGAUGUUUAGAGGGAAGCACACAAGAUUCGUAUACAACAGCGAUGAUGAGAUGGAAAGGGAAGAAGGUGAUGCAAUGCGGUUGAAGGGAUUGCCAACGCCGAAAGGGAAACACCUGCGCUUUCAUAUAGAGGAAGAAGAUGAUUAAGUUUUCUGGGUUUUGGUGGAUAUAGAUCGGUUGUUUUCUUGACACCUACCUCUGAGUUUACUUUCGUCAUUUUACAGCUUCUUUUUCGAAAAAAAUACCAUGAAAGAAAGAUUGCACAUCAACUCCAUUUACAAAAACAGUGCAUAUUAUUCAUGUGUGAUUCAGUAAUAAAGAUUCAUCAUCUUAUCCUUUACUUUUA
Molecule: messenger RNA, 1115 nt
Organism: Hibiscus syriacus
Lineage: Eukaryota; Viridiplantae; Streptophyta; Magnoliopsida; Malvales; Malvaceae
Exons: 3
Coding region: 26-916 (296 amino acids)
Source: RefSeq, a predicted model, not a curated record